GCCGCAAACAGCGCCGCAGCGACCCAGCAACCGCCUGCCUACCCCCGCACCUCUCUCUCAGACACCGGCACCACGAAACGGCCCCGCGACGCACGGCUCCUCCAUCUCGUCCUCGCGAACAUGGGCGUCCACGCUUACAGCGAGCGCGUGCCGCUGCAGCUGCUCGACUUCGCCUACCGCUACACCAGCUCCGUCCUCAGCGACGCGCUGUCGUAUGGCGAGCCGGCGCCGGCGCCGUCGGGGAAGAAGGGCGCGAGUAGUGGGGAGGAUUCGGGGGUUAGUCUGGCGGCGUUGAGGACGGCGGUUAGUGCGAAGGCAGCAUACCAGUUUCAGCCUGCGUUGCCGAAGGAGUUUUUGGCGGAGGUGGCAGGGGAGAGGAAUCGGGUGGCAUUGCCGAGGGUGGAACGGGAGUAUGGGGUACGGUUGCCGCCGGAGAGGUACUGCUUGACCGGAGUGGGGUGGGGGGUUAGGGAUGAGUGGGAGAGCGAGGGGGGGGAGGGGGAGAAAAUGGUGGGAGUGCAGGUGGAUGCGGUAAUGGGAGGAAUGGGGGCGGCGCAGGAGGAGGAAAUGGAUGAGGAUGAGGAG
This is a messenger RNA of Mytilinidion resinicola, 585 nucleotides long. Its product is annotated as TFIID-31kDa-domain-containing protein. Lineage: Eukaryota; Fungi; Ascomycota; Dothideomycetes; Mytilinidiales; Mytilinidiaceae. The record is from RefSeq and is a predicted model, not a curated record. Gene Ontology annotation, molecular function: protein heterodimerization activity; RNA polymerase II general transcription initiation factor activity; transcription coactivator activity. The transcript has a single exon. Gene Ontology annotation, cellular component: transcription factor TFIID complex; SAGA complex. The annotation marks the transcript as partial. Gene Ontology annotation, biological process: RNA polymerase II preinitiation complex assembly; DNA-templated transcription initiation.